Lottia gigantea (owl limpet) is the source of this 1023-nucleotide messenger RNA. RefSeq lists its product as hypothetical. Bases 82 to 429 code for a protein of 115 amino acids. Lineage: Eukaryota; Metazoa; Mollusca; Gastropoda; Lottiidae. The record is from RefSeq and is a predicted model, not a curated record. The transcript has a single exon.
CAAUAAUAAAGAAGUGAGGACAGCGUCGUUGAAUGUUGAUCAUUUUGAGACCAUUUGGACACAUUUUUGAAGAAAAAAAUUAUGGCUGAUACACCACAGCACACGACUGCCCAUGGAAUGGAACCAUAUGAUUUGUCCGGGCCUACAGAACUGGGUGCUUUAAGUAAAGAGCAACAGGAAAAAUUGAACUCAUUCAAGAUAAAGACUCGCGUAGGAAACGAAGCGUACAUGAGGGAACACCCUGAAAUAGAGUGUAUGCUCGAUGGAUUUUUAAGUGACGUUUUGACCAAACGACCUGAGAAUAUACGAGAAUACGCUGCCCAAUAUUUCACCGUAGCAGAUUUAAAUGUGAUUGUGGAAAAACAAAUGGAAAAUAGACAAAGUUGUAUGAAACAAAACAAAAUUUUACAGAAAAUAGGACGCUUAUGAGUUAUGAACAUUAUUCUAAACACAACCAAACAGUGAUAUUUCAGAAUGGAUUCCUGUAAUAGACACAAAUAUGUAAUAUUGUCUUAAAUUAUAUACCGGUAUAUGAUUGUAUUUUUUUUUUUUUUUUUUUUUGCGGAUUUUAUGUUAAAUUUGAGUAAUUACAUGUGAUAUGCUUAGCUACUAAAUUCGAGACUCUCAAAUGGUUCAUACUUUAAAAGGACAGUUGUGCCAUUUUUUUGACCAAUUGUACCUUAGUUACAGAAAUUGGAAUUGUUUAGCUAAGCUAAUUAAUAGUGUUCACAGCUCACCAUCGAAGUUUGAGCCUUCAAAUCCACGUGUGUCAAGAAUUAUCUCUUAUUGACCAAGUUUGAGACUAAAAAUUCCAUGUCCAUUCUGAGAGAGAUAGUAUUCGUUUAAGUGUAUGGAAUGCAAACUAGAGAGUAGCCUAGUGCAUAAUAAUUAUAAUGAUAAAUAAAAAAGAUAAUUGAUUUUCUUGUUUACCGUUUAAUUUUUGGAUUUUUUUUACAAAGCUUAUAGCUUAUCUUCAACGAUGUGGAAUUGAAUGAAUAAUAAUAUAAUAUGUUGAAAAUGUUA